This is a messenger RNA of Portunus trituberculatus (swimming crab), 4026 nucleotides long. RefSeq lists its product as uncharacterized. Gene Ontology annotation, molecular function: protein binding. The record is from RefSeq and is a predicted model, not a curated record. NCBI's taxonomy places the organism in Eukaryota, Metazoa, Arthropoda, Malacostraca, Decapoda, Portunidae. The coding region runs from base 743 to 2263 and encodes 506 amino acids. The transcript is spliced from 6 exons.
CCAGAGAGAAAAGAAACGAGAAAAAGCAAGAAAAAUAAAGAAAGGAGCUAUUAGAAGGAAAAAGAGAGAGACUGAGAAAGAGAGAGAGAGAGAGAGAGAGAGAAAGAGCGAGAUAGAGAAAGUACCCAGUGAGAAAAUGUUGAUAAAGGUGAAAAGCCACUUGUCUUGUGUGUUACUUCGUCCUUCGAGCCAAAAGGUUGCAGCACGCUAGCACACACCCCUCCCCCCCUGGAGACCACCACCACCACCACCACCACCACCACCCCUUACUGGAACGGCCCCCCCCCUCCGCCCCCUACACCCUUACUAACUACCGUUUAUGACCACCUGCUCUUGCUCUCUCCUCAAUUCGGACCCUAAAAUCGGACCACUACUCGAUUUAAUUUGACCUACUCCCUCAACGCACACACUGCCUCUCCAACUACCCCCUAACUCGAACCUACCAAUUCGGCACACCAUCUCGGACCGCCCAAAUCGGCCCCACUAACUCGGCAUCCCCAUCUCGGCCUUCACCAACUCGGACCCAUCAACUCUUGUCUACCUACUCUGCUCCAUCCUCUCGGCCCACCAACUCGGCCUCACCAGCUCGGCCCCAUCAUCUCGGCUCCACCAAAUCGGCCCACCAAGUCAGCCACCAGGUCGGCCCACAAUCUCACCCCACCAACUCGGCCCCACGUAGUUUUUGCCGUAGUUGAAGAAGCAGCUUUGAGAGAAGGAAGGAAAGCCUCUCCUUCAGGUCACCAUGGCUCUCCUUCACCGCUUCGUCAAGAUGAACGACCGCGGCAACACGCACGUCUUCUCGUUCGUGGUGACUCGCAGCGUGACGCGUGACCUGCACCGGGACGUGACGAGCAAGGAGCUGACGUACGGGUACCAGCGGUGGGCCAUCACGUUCUCGCGGUCUGAGAAGGUGCUGGGCGUGUACCUGGUGUGGCGCAACCCGUGUGAGGGGAUGAGGGUGUACAUUGACUUCACCUUCACGCUGCUGAACCGUGAGCACUUCAGCGAGAAUGAAGCGUUCACGGGGAAACAGGUCAAGUUCACCUUUGACUCCCCGGCGCAAGGGAACCGCCGCCUCAUCAACAUGGAGGACCUGUACUCACGGAAGUUCACGGACGAGAAUGGCGAGUUUCAGCUGGAACUGACGGUGGCCAACAUCCGCACGGUGUUCGAGGCGGAGCUGCGAGUGCCGCCGCCACUCAACGGCGGCGUCUCCACCAGGAAGGAGAAGCGGUACGAGUCGCCCUACUUCCACUUCGGCCAUUAUGACUGGCACGUGUCCGUCACCUCCGCCUCGGGCAUGGAGGGGCGGCCGUCCGUACAGCUGCGGCGGCUGACAGGCUUCGACCACCAGUGCCGCGUGCGUUACCUGAUGGUGGUGGGCGAGGGGGAGCGCCGCGCGGACUCCGGCAUCCUGGACCAGCUCAGUGACCACGACGGGCGUACCCCAGGCUGGUCCCCCACCCGCACCCGCCUCCACGACCUGGUCCACAAGGGCGUGCUGCGGCUGUACCUGGAGAUGAUCCUGGCCAACACCACCAGCGAGGUCCGUCUGCAGCCCCUCCCCCAAGGCGCCCCCACCGCCGUGCUCUGCUACGACAGGGACAAGCAGGCGUGGGCGCUGGAGGCGGACCUGCACUCAGACACGCUCAGGCUGAAGCUGGUGUUCAACGAUGUCCAUAACGUGCCCAGGAACCACUUAAGAUACGUGUGUUGGAACGCCUACCUGCUACGGCGCGCGUCUCGGGGCUACGUGGAGUCAGUGUGUCUGGUAAACGGGCCUUUCAGCAACUACUACGCCCAGGAGAACACUGACGACGGCCUAAUGAUGGAGAGCGAUGUGCCUGUCAAGGAGAUUAAGGAGGGUGGCAGCUCUUACGUGGACGAGAGGAAGGAGAUCACGGUGCAGGUGGAGUGGGUGGAGUCACUGUUGCUGUUCCAAGCCACCUACCACAAAUACGAUGACGUCACAAGAAUGCAUAACUUCCAAAUGAGGAGGGAAAUCAGCGUGCUAGAGGCAGAGAACCUAAGUCUUGAACGUCAACUCUUCAGCUACCAGAAAUCUAUCGCUCUGGCACACUCGCGAGGAACAUACGUGGACGACACAGGGUUGGAGGAGGGCGGGACUGACGACUACGCUGCUGAUGCUUACUCCAAUGGCAAGAGGGACUACCAUGGGUCUGAGUACGCCCCUAGAAGCUACGACUACGGCUACACAGGUUUGCAGGAGAGGGCUUUUUCGACGGACACUGAUUAUGCGUGAAGAAUAGCCAGGCUGCUUAAGGAGGAUGACAAGACGUGAAAGAGGGUGAUAAGAGAGAGGUCUUAAAGGGUGAAGGAAAGGUGAUGUAAAAAAUAUGAGGAUUACAAGUGUGAAGUGUGAAGGAGGGUAAUAAAGGAGAGUUGUUAGAGUGAAUGGUGAAGGAGAGUGAAGGAAAAGUGUGAUGGAAAUGGUGAGAAGGAUAAAAAAGUGAAGGAAGGUGAAGGAAGGCGGAGAAAAUUGAGAUAAAAAGAUAGAAAAUUAUUAGAAACGUGAAAAAAAAUGAAGGACAAAUUGCAUGGGAAAAAAAAUAGAUGACGUGUUGUAAAAUGAAUGAAAAUUUUGUAGUAGGAUAAAAAAAAGUGAAGGAAAGGAUAUUAUGAUGCUAAAUGAGUGAAAAUACAAAGAAAACAAACUGAAACGUAACAAAAAGGUAAAAUAUUCAGAUAAAAGCUUCAAAUAUCUGAAAAAAUAAAAAAUAAACUGCAAAUGGAGGAGAGUGAAAGUUAAAGAAAUGAAUGAGUUUUGAAUAUCUGUGAAACUUUGUGAAUGUGGAAAAGAUUGGAAGGGUAAAGGAACUGAAGGAAGCUGAUGACAUGUAGAAGGAAAGCGUGAAAAUUUUGUAGUAGCAUCAAAGAAUAGUUAACAAUGCAAAAGUGAAGGAUAGUGAAGGAAAAGGGGCUGAAAUUGAAGGAACUGGGAGAAAAGAAUAUUGAAAAAGAUAGGAAAGUUUAAGAAUGCCUUGAAUAAUUAGGGAAAAGCAUAGAAAAGUAAGGACUGAAGGAAGGAAGGAAGGUGAAGGAGGUUAUGGGUGAAGGAAAGAGUGAAGGAAAACAGGAAACAAUGAAGGAAGGUGAAGGAAACACUGAAGAAGAAAUGGAAGACAUGAAAGAAACCAAAACAUGAAUAAAUAAUAAAAUGAAAUGUCAAAAUAGAAAAAAAACGAAAAAAUAACGUCGAAAUAAUGAAUGAAACUAAAUAAAAUCAUGAAAAAAUGGAAAAAAGAAGGAAAAAGGAAAAUUAAGGAGGAAAUGAAAAAAAAAACACUUUCCUUAUCUAUUUUUCCUUCACAUUUUCCUUCCCAUCACCUCCCAGAAUGAAGGAAGUGAAAAAAGUGACCAGGUAGGAUGAAAGUGAAUGAAGGAAGUGUCAGGCUGUAACUAGAGAAUGAAGGAAUCUUGUGAAGGAUGCAUAAGGAUGUGUUACUGAAGGAAAGUGAAGGAAAUGGCUUGGUUAUGAAGGAUUGCAAUGAAGUGAAAGGAAUAAUUUGUGAAGGAAUUUUUUUGUUUUAGAAAAAAAAUUGAAAUGAAAAAAGAAACUUAGGGUCAAAUUUGUGAAGGAAGGAGAGAAGGAUUGAAGGAAUGAAUAGGCGAGGAAGUAUUUUUUAUUUAUUUUUUUAGGUGAAAUCAAAAUAAUGAAGGAAACAGGAUAGGAUAUGUGAAGGAAGGAGAGGAUUGUGAUGAAGGAAUUGUAUAUAAAAGGAUGUUAUUUUGAUUUUCUGGUGUUAAAAAGAGAGUAUCUGUGAAGGAACUAGUGAAGGAUUGAAUUGAAGGAGUGAAGGAUUGUAUGUGAAAGGAUGUUAUUUGAUUUCCUAUUGUUUAUAAAUUAAAAAAUGGAUAGGAUGUGUAAAGGAUUGUGCUAAAGAAGUGAAGGAGUGAAGGAUUGUGAUGAAGGAGUGAAGGAGUGAAAGAAUGAUUUAUAAAGGAUAUUAUUUCUAUUUUCUUUAUAGGUAGAAAAAGGAUACGAUAUGAGAAGGAAGUCGUGAA